AGACCGCGGCCACAAUGAUUUCCAGUCUUCCUGUUGACCGGAACACCCCGUCAGCCAUGUCUGCGUUUUCCGCCUCUCUCGCCACCGCCGGCAGACCAUCUCCGACGAAGGUCUCCGUUCCUUCAUCUCUCACUCUCUCUCGUCCGUUUGCCACUUCAUUCUCUCUUUUCUGGCCGCAAACCUCCAUUGCCUUGAAAGCUUCGCGAUUGCGAGUCCUGGAGAAUCGUGAAGUGCUGACGGAAACAAGCUCCUCAUCCGCCGCCACGGUCGCAGUCCGCAACGAAGAGUCAUUGGACUGCACCGUGUUCGAAGUACGGGCUCGGAAUCGAAUCGGGCUGCUCCAGGUCAUCACCAGGGUUUUCAGCGUCCUCGGAUUGAAAAUAGACAGGGCAGUGGUUGAAUUCGAGGGGGAAUUGUUUGUAAAGAAGUUUUACGUCACUGAUCUCCGGGGCAGGAAGAUCGAGGAUGAUGAGAAUUUGGAGAGGAUUCAGAUGGCGUUGAUGGAUGCAGUGGAGGGUGGAGGCCAUGGGGCGGUGGCGCCGAGAGUUGGAGAUGGUGGGAGAGGGGUGGCGUUUAGGAAAGCUGGGUUAGGAAUUGAUUCGAGGGACCGGAAGGGGAAGGCGGAGAGGAUGUUUGGGUUGAUGGAUGGGUUCUUGAAGAAUGAUCCUGUUAGUCUGCAAAAGGAUAUUCUGGAUCAUGUUGAGUUCACUGUGGCUCGAUCAAGGUUCAACUUUGACGACUUUGAAGCCUAUCAAGCAUUGUCGCACAGUGUAAGGGAUCGUCUUAUUGAAAGAUGGCAUGAUACACAUAUCUAUUUCAAGAAGAAAGAUCCCAAGCGAGUAUACUUCCUUUCACUUGAGUUUCUCAUGGGUCGUUCUCUAUCAAAUAGUGUCAUAAACCUUGGCAUCCAGGACCAGUAUGCUGAUGCUUUAAGCCAGCUUGGGUUUGAGUUUGAAGUCUUAGCUGAACAGGAAGGAGAUGCCGCACUUGGUAAUGGUGGUCUAGCUAGGCUAGCAGCUUGCCAGAUGGAUUCUUUGGCAACACUGGACUACCCUGCUUGGGGUUAUGGACUACGUUAUCAAUAUGGGUUAUUCCGUCAAAUCAUAAUGGAUGGGUUUCAACAUGAACAACCUGAUUAUUGGUUAAAUUUUGGAAACCCCUGGGAAAUAGAACGUGUUCAUGUAUCAUAUCCAGUGAAGUUUUAUGGGACCGUUGAAGAGAAAGUUUCAAAUGGAAAAAAGUUUAAAGUUUGGAUACCUGGAGAAGCAGUUGAAGCAGUUGCUUAUGACAAUCCUAUACCUGGUUACGGAACACGGAAUACCAUCAAUCUGCGACUAUGGGCUGCAAAACCAAGCAACCAAUGUGACAUAGAGUCCUAUAACACUGGAGACUAUAUUAAUUCAAUUGUAAACAGACAGAAAGCUGAGACUAUUAGCAAUGUUUUGUACCCUGAUGACCGCUCUUACCAGGGCAAGGAACUACGUCUGAAGCAACAAUAUUUCUUUGUUUCAGCAUCAUGCCAAGAUAUUAUUAGGAGGUUUAAAGAUCUUAAUGAUAACUUUGAACUAUUUCCAGAGAAGGUGGUUACUCUUUUGUGGAAUGGUUGCUCUUCAGAUAAAUGACACCCAUCCAUCUCUUUGCAUUGUUGAGAUAAUGAGAGUGCUCGUUGAUGAAGAGAACUUGCCUUGGAGUAAAGCAUGGGAUAUUGUGUGCAAAACAUUCUCCACCACUAUUCAUGCAGUACAACCUGAAGCACUUGAGAGAAUUCCUGUAGAUCUAUUAGGCAGUAUUCUUCCACGCCAUUUGCAGAUUAUAUAUGACAUAAACUACAAAUUCAUGGAAGAGUUGAAAAAACAGUUUGGUCAGGAUUACAGUCGACUUUCUCUCAUGUCCAUCGUCGAGGAAGGUGCUGUGAAGAGUAUAAGAAUGGCAAACCUGUCUGUUGUUUGUUGCCACACUGUGAAUGGAGUUUCCAGAGUGCAUUUGGAGACACUGAAGCAAAAAGUAUUCAAGGUUAUUGUUUUUCACU
Molecule: messenger RNA, 2029 nt
Organism: Cuscuta campestris
Lineage: Eukaryota; Viridiplantae; Streptophyta; Magnoliopsida; Solanales; Convolvulaceae
Source: the annotation of a GenBank genome assembly